This is a messenger RNA of Nicotiana tabacum (common tobacco), 2432 nucleotides long. Its product is annotated as alpha-L-arabinofuranosidase 1. The record is from RefSeq and is a predicted model, not a curated record. Gene Ontology annotation, molecular function: alpha-L-arabinofuranosidase activity. NCBI's taxonomy places the organism in Eukaryota, Viridiplantae, Streptophyta, Magnoliopsida, Solanales, Solanaceae. Gene Ontology annotation, biological process: L-arabinose metabolic process.
AACAAACUGCAUACGUGAAGGCAAAGAGAGACAAAACCUCUUGCUUUACUUCAAGCAAUAAACAAACUCAAACUCUCUCUCCCAUUUUCAACUAUAUAUAUACACACACAAUAAUUGCUUGUAUACACAAAAUAUAAGUGUCAUUAUUUAUAACAAGACUUGCAGCAGUGAGCUCACUCUAUAACUAACCUCAUCAUCUCUUCUGUAUAAUCUUUUACUACGUCAGAGCAGCAAAACCCACAAGUUUAUUUGCUGGGCCAGCUCAUUUCCAGAGCUUAAAUAGGCUGCAGGCCUACAGCAGCAACAGCGAAUAGACUGAGAAGGAGAUGGAGUCAAGGCAUUCCCUUUAUCACGUACUGCUUUUAAUUUUGUGCGGUCUGUCUGCCCUGUGUCAAUGUUCGGCUACUGGGGUUGAAGCGAACCAGACAGCAGUAUUGUUUGUGAAUGCAUCUGAAGCAUCAGCAAGGAAAAUACCUGAUACUCUUUUUGGUAUAUUCUUUGAGGAGAUCAAUCAUGCUGGAGCUGGUGGAUUGUGGGCUGAGCUUGUCAGCAACAGAGGUUUUGAAGCUGGAGGCCCAAAUGUACCUUCGAAUAUUGAUCCUUGGUCUAUCAUCGGGGAUGAGUCCUCAGUGAUUGUCUCGACAGAUCGUUCAUCAUGCUUUGAUCGGAAUAAAAUUGCACUUCGAAUGCAGGUGCUCUGUGACCAUAGAGGCACCAAUAUCUGCCCAGAUGGAGGAGUUGGUAUCUACAACCCUGGAUUUUGGGGCAUGAAUAUUGAGCAGGGAAAGAGUUAUAAACUAGUGCUUUAUGUUCGUUCGCAAGAAUCAAUCAAUGUAUCUGUCGCUUUAACUGGUUCAAAUGGAUUGCAAAAGUUGGCUACUUCCAACAUAGUAACUGCCGAUGUUUCAAGUUGGACAAAAGUGGAAAUUCUGUUAGAAGCAAAAGGAUCAGAUCCCAAUUCAAGACUCGAAUUGAGAUCAACUACAAAAGGUGUUAUAUGGUUUGAUCAAGUGUCAUUGAUGCCUAUGGACACAUAUAAGGGCCAUGGCUUCAGGAAAGAUCUUUUUGGAAUGCUUAAAGAUUUGAAACCAGCAUUCAUUAGAUUUCCAGGUGGAUGUUUUGUUGAAGGUGACUAUUUAAGAAAUGCAUUUAGGUGGAAAGAAACCAUUGGACAAUGGGAAGAGAGGCCGGGGCACUUUGGUGAUGUUUGGAAUUACUGGACUGAUGAUGGGCUUGGCCAUUUUGAGUUCCUGCAGCUUGCCGAGGACUUAGGUGCACGGCCAGUGUGGGUUUUCAACAACGGAGUCAGCCACCAUGAUGAAGUUGACACUUCCGCUAUUUUACCUUUUGUGCAAGAAAUCUUAGAUGGUCUUGAGUUUGCAAGAGGUGAUCCUACCUCAACAUGGGGUUCUGUGCGAGCCAAAAUGGGACAUCCGGAGCCCUUUGAUUUGAAAUAUGUGGCGAUUGGAAAUGAGGAUUGUGGAAAGUCAAAAUACCGUGGAAAUUACCUCAAGUUCUAUUCAUCCAUCAAAGAUGCAUACCCAGAUAUUAGGAUAAUCUCAAACUGUGAUGGUUCUUCCAGUCCACUGGAUCACCCAGCUGAUUUAUAUGAUUUUCAUAUUUAUAGCAGCGCAAGUUCUGUAUUUUCUAAUGCUCGCCAUUUUGAUAGUACACGUCGCAGUGGACCAAAGGCUUUUAUAAGUGAGUAUGCUGUGACUGGAAAUGAUGCUGGUAAAGGUAGUCUUUUAGCAGCAUUGGCUGAAGCUGGAUUCCUCAUUGGGGUAGAAAAGAACAGCGAAGCAAUUGAAAUGGCAAGUUAUGCACCCCUAUUUGUUAAUGACAAUGACAGGAGGUGGAAUCCAGACGCAAUUGUGUUCACCUCUUCACAAAUGUAUGGAACCCCUAGUUAUUGGAUGCAGCAUUUCUUCAAAGAGUCAAAUGGCGCAACUCUUCUGAGUUCAUCACUGCAAGCUAAUCCUUCAAAUUCACUUAUAGCAUCUGCCAUCACUUGGCGAAAUUCAGUUGAUAACAACGAGUAUUUGAGAAUAAAGGUCGUGAACUUCGGGACCAUCACCGUUACUCUUAAAAUCUCUAUCAGCGGAUUGGAUCAGAACUCUUUAGAGUCAUCUGGAGCUAUAAAAACUACAUUAACAUCCACCAAUGUGAUGGAUGAAAAUUCCUUCAAAGAACCUAAUAAGGUAUCGCCUGUUAAAGCGAUGCUUGAAAAAGUUAGCGAGAGCAUGGAUGUUGUACUGUCUCCACGUUCCCUCACUUCAUUUGACUUGUUAAGAAAAUCAAUCAGCAGUAGUGUUGAUACUGAUUCUGUUCUUAAAUCUUCAUACUAAGAUUAUGAAUGUGUGGUUAUAAAUCUAUAAUAUGAAUUUCAUAUUCAUGCAGUUAGUUCUUUAUAUGUCCUAUUUCUUUUGCUGUUC